This is a messenger RNA of Centropristis striata (black sea bass), 2997 nucleotides long. RefSeq names its product neurochondrin (gene ncdn). Gene Ontology annotation, biological process: regulation of neuronal synaptic plasticity; neuron projection development. Bases 195 to 2663 code for a protein of 822 amino acids. Gene Ontology annotation, cellular component: dendrite. NCBI's taxonomy places the organism in Eukaryota, Metazoa, Chordata, Actinopteri, Perciformes, Serranidae. The transcript is spliced from 7 exons. The record is from RefSeq and is a predicted model, not a curated record.
UAAUUUUAACGGUUCGGAUUGUUCCCAACCGUUGUUUAACAGUUUCUGUUACCAAGCAACUCAACUGAAAAUCAUUAAAUUAGGCUGCUGUCGUUUCUCUAAACGGCGUGGAGCCAAUAACAUGCUUUUCAUUUUGAUUUCGUCUCACUUACUUUGUUAUUCUUUUCUCGGUUACACAGUUAACUAAGGUCGUAAUGGCAGACAGCGCCGAGGUUACAACCGUCGUGAGCAGGAGCCAGGAUCCUGUAAAAGAGGAGCAGGGAGGAGGUGAAGGUGGAGGUGGAGGAGGCUCAGAGGGGGAUGCAGGAGGAGGCUUGACUGAUGCCCAGAGAGAGGUGUUGGAGAGGUGUCUCCAUGCUCUCAGACAGGCUCAAAAUGACAGCCACACACUGGCUGCUCUUUUGCUGAUAACUCGCUUGUGCCCAGCAAGCCAGCUUGACAAACCCACCUUGAGGCGCAUCUUCGAGGCCGUGGGCUUAAACCUUCCAGCUCGGCUUUUGGUAACAGCUGUCAGAGGGAGUGAGAACUCCGGCUUACCCCCACAGGAACUCCUCUCACUGGGUACGGCUCUGUUGGCUGCCCUGAGCACAGACCCCGACAUGGCCUCUCAUCCCCAGCUCCUCACCACCAUCCCGCUCCUGCUGGGCAUUUUAUCAAACGGCCCUGUGAACCAGCAGAAGCAGGAAGCCAAGGAACAGAACCAAGGUGAAGAGAUGGGGCAGAAACCAGACUGUAAAGCCAAGACAGCAGAGAGUUCAAACACAGAAAGUGAAUCUGACAGUGUGGCACAAUCAGCAGGAGAGGGCAAGACAUGCAAGCAAAAGGGUGAUGAUGGCAGUGACGCAAACGGAGUCCCAACAUCUCACACCUCCCCCUCCUCCAAGCUGGAUGAGGCCAUGGCUGCAGACUGCUACCAGGUUCUCACAGCUGUGUGUGCUUUACCCAGAGGUCCCGACCAGCUACUGAGCAGGGGCGCCAUUCCCGCUCUGUGUCAGGCAGUGGAACAAAACCAGACUCUCAGCCACGAGAGGGGGCUUUCCUUGCUUGGUUGCCUCCUCUCAGGUAAAACCAAGGACAAAGUGUGGAGUAAACACAGCACAGAACUCCUCACUCUGCUCGUCAGGCUCUCUAAAGACUUCUGUCAAGCCACAGACCAGAAAAAGCUGGACAUGUGUGCCCAGUUGGGGCAGUUUCUCCCGCCAGUAGGAGUGACAGUAGAGAGUGGGGAGCUGAAGGGAGUCGUGACCCGUGUGUGGGGGGAUUUAAGACCCAUGUUACAGGCUAAGUUGACGCCGAGACAGAUCGGGCCGAUCCUGGUCCUCAGUGCUUGUCUGCUGGAUUUGGAUGGGUGGGAGCUGGUGGGGCCGCCAAAGUUCUGCUGCUUACUGGUGAACCGGGCCUGCGUGGAGGUCAGGAUGGGGUUGGAGGAGCCGCCUGGUAACGAACUGAGUCCAGAGCUGCAGCACACACUCACAGGCUGCUACCGGAUCAUGGAGGCAGCCAUAGAGCAGGCCUGCUGUGUGGGAGUGCCUCAGCCCACUGCACCUCCUCAGAGCUCCAUCCCUUCUCUCAGUCUGCAGCAGAGCAGGCAGGUCCUCGGUGUGCUGGAGGAAGCCUUCUCUGCUGUAAUGUACCACCUGCAGCAGGUGGAUCCAAGUCGCUACAGUGAGCCGUUUAUUUUCGCCACAUUCCGUUCUCUGUGCUCAUGGCUGGCUGAAGAGACUUCCUGUCUGAAGGAGGAAGUGACUAGACUGCUGCCAUUCCUGAUCGGCUACUCCCGGAGCCACCUGCAGGGCGAGAGCCCAGAGCAGGGUCUCUCUGACUGGAUGUCCGAGAUGUCCGUCAGAGAGGAGAGCGGGGCGUGGACGGGCAAGGAACCUCUGAGGUAUCUCCUUCCAGCUCUGUGCCACCUGUCUGCAGAGGAAGGACCCAGGAAGGUGCUGCUCACCCUCGACACCCCGGCCCUGCUGGUGGACUUCUUGUCGCAGUGUUGGACCGCCCUCAAGGGGAAAAGUGGGGUAGCAUCAGCCAGAGAUCCCAGCAUGGAGACGGCCUGCUCAGCCCUCCUCAACUUCACCGUCACAGAGCCAGAGAGAGUCAGGAAGGAUCCAUGUUUCAGAACGCUGGAAGCCCUUCUGAGUGAAGCGCUUCCUGUGUUGGUGCAUAAACCCCGCCUGCUGGUCUUAGCAGCAAAUUACUGCACGUUGGGACUGAUGAUUGGAAGACUCAAAUCAGCUCCUUCAGGCUCUAUUGAAGCCAGCCAGAGGCGGUUCUUCUCCACAGCUCUCCGGUUCCUCCGCAGCGCCCUGGACUCUGGCUCCAGCCCCGGCCCGGUGAAGGUGAGCCCCAGCUGGGAGGAGAGCUGGGACGAGGCCGCGGAGCUCUGGAGGUUGUGUCUGCAGGCUCUGGGAGGCUGCGUGCGCGCUCAGCCCUGGAUCACCGGCCUGGUCAAAGAGGAAGGUUGGCUCAAACACACACUCAGCAUGCUGAGUCAGUGUAGCGCACUACCUGAGCAGCACACACAGGAGGCGCUAGAGGAGGCUCUGUGCGCCGUGGCCGACCAGUGCCCGGUCUGUAAAGUGGAGAUCGGAGACGUGAUGAGAAAUGGUAAAGGAGCUUUGAUGUGUAUGAGAAACCUGAAGAAGUCUGUGGAAGUGAAGUGAAAACAAACUGCUGCUGACAGAGAAAGUGCUCUUUUAACAGGGUAUUUUAAAAAAUGAGGUAAUAAAGAAGGGCCGUUACUGAAGCCAAAUGUGUGUUUAUUACUUAUACGGACAUGAAUCAUGUAUUACCUGUUGCUCCGAACUUUAUUGUAAGGAAAAGAUGGUGCUGCUGAUCUUUAAAAAAUAAGGUUACAUUGACUAAAAGGAGGGCACUCAAAAUGAUGAAUAUACUUUAGUGUAAUGUGAAUAUGUACUCUGAAAAGAUACAUUUUCUUACAUGUCAAUUGUGAAAUGUUAAAGUCUUUAAUAAAGAGCUAUUUUGUUAGAAAACCAA